GAAAUUCUGAAGUCAGAAGUUGAACGACGAACACGUCUGACACAUGUAAACGGGUGCUACAUGCUACCUGCUGUAUCUUUACCGGAGUAACACUUUUCGCUCUGGUUAGCGAAGAGUAAAUUGUCAAAAAUGAUAACUCCUCAAAGAAUUACCAUCGUGAAUAGUGUGGUCGAAAGACUGAAAAAUGUUGAGGAAAAAUCUUCUGGUUUAUUGUUUGGACAUAUUUUUGAUAACACCCUGUGCGUUGUAAGUUUUGGCUUUUUUUGCAAACUGUCAGAACUGGUUUUGAAUUCCCUACCAUCUAAUGUGGGCAUAUGUGGUGCCUUUACUACUGAAUCCCAAGUUGAGAAAGCAGAAGAUUGUUUUACUACAGUGAAGGAUUUGGAGUUUGUUUGUAGCCCUUUGCUACUAACCAGUGUCAAGGAUGGAUUGCAGUCCUUCAUUCAAAUUAAUGGGACUUCAAAACCAAUGUCUUUUACUACCCUUAGUACUGCUCAAUUUGCAUCUACCUUCAUAUUUUGCCGUUCCACCGCUGAGUUCUCUAUCAACACUGAGAGAAGUCAACAAUGUAUUAAAUCUUCUCUGGAGGACAUGAAAAACAAGGUACUUUCGCAGAAUGUGGCAUUUAUGCUUCCUAACCAGAAGUUAUUUCUAACUGGAGAGACAAUAUCGCAAGGAGGAGGAAUCACUGGAGAUCACCGUGUGAAAGAUCUUUUUGAUUCCCAGUCAGACCGUGGUGGUAAAGACAUGGAUAUAUUGUCUGUUCAAAUGCAUCUCAAGCAGACCAAAGAUCUUGAUCUGAGAAGUAUACAAAGUGCAGUGCCUCUCAUCCGUCAUAUCAGACGCUCCAUUGAGAGUGUAAAUAUUCCCAUAAAAGUUGAUGUAUUGGCACUGUUGCAUAGAAAUGCAAAGGUUGGAACUCUAUUUAGCGUUCUUUCAAAUUCUUUUCUCCAUGGGCUGAGACUAAUAGAGGCGAAUUUAUUGCAUGAUUGUGCUCUAGAAAAGAUCUCUACCCCUGAGACAUAUCACUUUUUACCCGUCCAAUCUAAUGUAUUUAUUUCCACUGUCUACCCUAAGACAAGUUCUGAUGCAGAAUUAAGGACACGACGUGAGCAGCUGCAUCAAAGUUUCGGUUUUGCAUUGGAUCAACCUCUUUUUCGGAGAUCUCAAUCCUACAAAUUUGCAGGGGAGAGGAAAUCAAAUGGUCCUCUUAUAAAUCCACAUGAAGGAUUAAAUUCAGGGGUGAAAGGCGGGCAGAGCUCCCUCGUAAAGGGGCUUUAUAACUACCACCAUUACAUGCAAGACCGCUUUGAUGACAAUGGUUGGGGUUGUGCCUACCGCUCCUUACAAACAAUAGUGUCAUGGUUUAGGCUGCAGGGCUAUACCGAAGUUCAAGUCCCAACACACAAACAAAUUCAAGAAUGUCUUGUUAAAAUUGGUGAUAAACCCUCAUCUUUUAUUGGUUCAAGAAAGUGGAUAGGCUCCACAGAAGUUAGUUUUGUGCUGGAAACUCUUCUUAAUGUAACUUGCAAAAUAUUAACAGCGAGCACUGGUGAAGAAGUUGGUACAUUAGGUUCAGAGCUCUCCUAUCAUUUCCAAACUCAUGGAACACCAAUAAUGAUAGGUGGUGGAGUUCUGGCCCAUACUAUAAUUGGAGUGGACUACAACCGUUCAACAGGAGACAUAAAAUUCUUAAUUCUUGAUCCUCAUUAUACUGGAGGAGAAGACAUAAAUGUCAUUACUGGCAAAGGAUGGGUUGGCUGGAAGGAUAUCAAAUUUUGGACAAAAAAUGCAUUUUAUAAUUUAUGCCUUCCUUUGAGACCAAUUGGUGAUAUUUAAAGAGGGAGCUGUAAAUGUGAUAAGUAUACUAUAUUCUUUAAAUUACCCCAAAGGUUCAGCCGUUGGGUUUUUGAAAGACUUUUAUAAACGGGGGACCAGUACAAGGGUUAAUGAUUUUAAAUGCUAUCAACUUCUUAAAAACUGAAAUGUAUGUUAAUGAAUGUUUUUAAAUCUAAUUGGUACUUUUUAAAACAAGCAUAUUAAAGUUUCCAUGUGAUUUUUUUUUUUUUCCUAUCACUUUUUCUAGAAACUCAAUGCUUUUAUUUAAAUGAUGGAAAUAAAAUAUGUUUGCGUA
Molecule: messenger RNA, 2134 nt
Organism: Frankliniella occidentalis (western flower thrips)
Lineage: Eukaryota; Metazoa; Arthropoda; Insecta; Thysanoptera; Thripidae
Gene: Ufsp2
Product: ufm1-specific protease 2
Exons: 11
Coding region: 130-1839 (569 amino acids)
Source: RefSeq, a predicted model, not a curated record